GCUUCGGGUUCGCUUUUUGUUGAUCACUUUCCGCCUAUGCCAGCUUCUUCUGGGAGUUCCGCACUUUCGGGACUAGCGACUGGUCCGCCAGCAGAACACCUGAGAUAUUCGUCGGAGGGAAUAAAUUCAAGCACUAGUUGUAGUGCACCAAAGCGACCUGGAGGUUCUUCGUCAUGGGAAUUGGGGCCGAAGCCUGCUUCCUCAUCAUGGGAGCAACCACUACAACAGGUUUUGCGGAAGGACCGUAGAAGAGAUGGCACAAUCGAUGAAGACAUCGAAGCUAGGGUACAGAAAGUGAGAGCCGACUUCAACAGUGGAC
Molecule: messenger RNA, 319 nt
Organism: Amoebophrya sp. A25
Lineage: Eukaryota; Dinophyceae; Syndiniales; Amoebophryaceae
Source: the annotation of a GenBank genome assembly